UUCUCAUUUCUACAGUUCGGUCCAGAACCUAAAACCUUACAAAUACGAUCUAAUUAUAAAAUUUAGAAUUAUUCAAUCAAAAAGCUCCACAAAAUUAUGCAUACUCGCAUUAAAAUAAUAAAGUUUAAUACAAAUGCAAUUAAUUUUGAUAUUUCUUUCAUAAUAAUUGAUGAAAUUCAAUCAGAAACAUUAAAAAAUACUUUUCCUAUAAAUGGAUUAAAUAAUCAAGAAUUUGAGGAAAUAAUAGAACAUAAGAGACAAAAAUCAAAAAAUUUGUAUAAACCCGAAGAUUUGUCUGGAAUUGAAAGCGAAAUUUAUUCACUUGCUUCGUUUAAUUCAAAUAAUAUUAUGUUGAAAUUUAUAGAAAUGAAUGGUAAUGUAAAUAAAUUUCAAUUAUUUGCGAGGACGAUUAAGAAAUGGGCUAAAAGUAAGUUUAGUUUGUUAAUUUUCUGGAUACGUUAA
Molecule: messenger RNA, 462 nt
Organism: Meloidogyne enterolobii
Lineage: Eukaryota; Metazoa; Nematoda; Chromadorea; Rhabditida; Meloidogynidae
Source: the annotation of a GenBank genome assembly